This is a messenger RNA of Tachysurus vachellii, 2026 nucleotides long. Its product is annotated as protein lifeguard 2-like. NCBI's taxonomy places the organism in Eukaryota, Metazoa, Chordata, Actinopteri, Siluriformes, Bagridae. Gene Ontology annotation, cellular component: Golgi apparatus; endoplasmic reticulum; membrane. Bases 164 to 1006 code for a protein of 280 amino acids. The record is from RefSeq and is a predicted model, not a curated record. Gene Ontology annotation, biological process: negative regulation of apoptotic signaling pathway. The transcript has 12 exons.
CGGUCUGAUUAACAGAGCUUCUCUGUAGGAUUACAGUAUUGCACCAGUACAUGACGUUUUAUCUAAACAUUUAGAGUAGAGCACCUCUUUAUGCGUAACAUGUUUGUGGAAUAGACACAAGAAGAAGAGUGAAGAAAUACAGAAGAACUAUACUGGGCUAUUGAUGAAAACAGACACCAUGACUCAAGGAAAGCUUUCAGUGGAAAACAAGUCGAAUGAAGGUUCAUUACAGACUCCUCAACCUCCAAGCUAUCAGGAGGCGACUGCAGGUGAAAGCCCCAGUUACAGUGACACUUAUCUUAAUGAGGAAGAAAUGUUCACGCAGUUCUGCUGGGACGAUGUGAACGUACGGCGGAUAUUUAUACGGAAGGUCUAUGCCAUCCUAUUACUCCAGCUCUCUGUCACUCUGGCCAUCGUGUCUCUCUUCACUUUCUGUGAGCCGAUAAAGGACUACAUUCAGUCUAAUCCUGGCUGGUACUGGGCAUCAUAUGUAGUGUUCCUUGUAACCUACCUGACGUUGUCCUGCUGCGUUCAGCCAAGGAGACGUUUUCCAUGGAACCUGAUUUUGUUGACCGUCUUCACUCUGUCACUUUCAUAUAUGACAGGAAUGUUGUCCAGUUACUACAACACCAAAUCUGUGAUGAUCUGUUUGGGUAUUACAGUCCUGGUCUGUCUCACUGUCUCAGUGUUUAGCUUUCAGACAAAGAUUGAUGUGACCUCAUGUCAGGGUGUGCUAUGUGUCAUAUGCACCUCGUUCUUCAUAUGUGGACUGGUCCUGGCUUUAAUUAUUCCUUUUGCCCAUGUUCCUUGGAUGCAGACCGUGUUUGCUGCACUUGGAGCAAUACUGUUCAGCAUGUUUCUGGCGUUCGACACACAGCUCCUGAUGGGAAAAAAGCGCUACAAUAUAAGCCCAGAAGAGUACAUUUUUGCAACGCUCAAUAUCUAUCUGGACGUUGUGUACAUCUUCUCCUUUAUCCUCCAGCUUUUUGGAAUGCAGAAGGAUUGAGCCGAGAUUUUCAUUGCUCUCCUAAUUAAUGCACUUCCAGGGCAUUUUUUUUUUCACCUUGCUGUAUUUUGGAGUGAUUUGGAAUCUUGUGAAGAUCACUGUGUGUAUUGCUGUUCACUUUGCAUGAGAAUUCUGUAAUGCUCGUGUAUUUUCAAGCUAAUCUUUACCAACCCCAGCUUUAGUUUUGCCACGUUUCCCAAUACUGAGAAAAGAAUUGUACACUUGUAACACUAACAUUAAAGGUUUUCCUAGGAAGGGAAAAUGUAAUUACGUGCAAGAAAAUACUGCAUAAAAAAUGCAACAGUGCUCAUUAAUUGGUCAUAAAAUAUUAAAUUAUGUACAAUUAAAUUAUGUACUGUUUCAAAACCACAUAGUCAGAAGUAAGCCAGUGAGGAAAUAAUUAAAAACAGAAAAAAAAUGACUAAAGUGUAAUAGAGUAGGGCACAAAUGAUCUAAAAUACAUUAAAAAGUGACCGUUAAUGUGCUAAAAUGUUAUUUACUCCACUAUAUCAGAGAAAAUUGUAUUUGUAUAUUGAGAAUCAUCCAGGAGCUGGAUCUAAAAAAAAAAAACACACAAUGUGUAAUGCAAUGUGUAUGAAUAACGUGUAAUAAGAAAGACUGUGAGCCUCACAAGAUUCAUAAACUUGCAAGGUGAUUUUCACUUUCUAGAAAAGUGUCAAAAUACCAAAGUAGUUUUGAUGGUGUAUAUAUUUUUGACAGAAAGUAACAGAAAAACUGUGAAGUGUGACAAUAUAAAUAAUAUAAUCUUCAGUGCCAAAUGUUUAUCAUACAUAAAAGUCUGAUGCCUGAUCUCUAAGACACAAAUAAACAGCUCCAUACUGGUGUGUUUUAUUGAAUGGUCUCUCUUAAAAAAUCUCUAUUAUUUAUCACAUUGUUAAUAGUUAAUUCAUAAAAGACAUUCAGUAUUACAGAUGACAUAAUGCUUUAUGGUUUACAGGCACCAGAGUUAUUGGCUCCCUUCAGGAAAAUGUCCUUUACUUAUUAUUAUUAUUAUUAUUA